Molecule: messenger RNA, 258 nt
Organism: Saitoella complicata NRRL Y-17804
Lineage: Eukaryota; Fungi; Ascomycota; Saitoellomycetes; Saitoellales; Saitoellaceae
Exons: 3
Coding region: 1-258 (85 amino acids)
Cellular component (GO): endoplasmic reticulum
Source: RefSeq, a predicted model, not a curated record
AUGGUAUGUCCUCAGUCACCGUUCCGCCGGUUUUUCGGCAUGCCAGCAACCGUCCAACCCAAAACUCCCCGCCAGCGCAAAGCCAUCAACGCCUUCAACGCACGAGAAAACGCAAAGAGGGGAAAGGCCGUGGAUCCCAAUCUCGUAAAGGCGGACAAGUUGAGGAAGCAGCUACCUGUGUCGGGGUGGUGGAUGGCGCUGUUGAUGUUUUUGUUGGUUGGUGGGAUUGUAUUGGAGGCUCUGAGGAUUUUCUUCUAG